AAAUGUAUUUUAAAUAUUCUGUCAAACAAUGUCUAUAAUUCUGUCUUAUGUUGUAAAUUUUCUCCUCUGAUCUCAGAUAACAAUAAUUUCCUAUUAGGCUACUAAGUCCCAAAGCUCCUUAGUCUGCUUAAUGCUUUUAAUGCUGGUAUAUAUAGAAACAUCCAAAAAUCAGAUGCAAACCAUGUCCAAAGAUUAAAAAAUUCCCAAAAAUCCAGUAUUUCUCACUGCACAAAGCUAACAAUUUCCUUUGUUACCCGAAAGUAGAAAAAUUUGAUGUCUCAUGAUAAUAAUGUCAAUCAAUUUAUCAAAGUAUGUGGGUAUUGUUGCAGUAUUGCUAUCCCUUUUUGCCAUGGCCUGUGUGAUACAUUGCCAGAUUCCUAAAGCUAAUCCUCAAGAUUCCACCUUGGCAGAGCAGUGGAAAGGAAUUAUCCAUAAGAAGUUAUUACAUGUUGCUCAGACCAACAACACGCCAUCCAGCAGCUGCGUCAGAGUUUGUUAUUAUGUCCUCCCGCUGUCUAAUUCUUCAGACUAUCUACAGCCGGAGGAUGUGGAUGCCUUCCUCUGCACACACCUCAUUAUUGUGGCCGAUGGCUCAGCUAUUGUUAACGACUCUGUCCAAUUCAAGCACCCGCAGGAUGAAGAGCUGAUCCAGCGGACAGUGGCGCUGAAGCAACGCAACCCCCGCCUGCUGCUGCUCUUCAGUCUCAUGCUCGGCUUCCCAAAGCUUGUGACCAACCACACCGCUGUUGUCAGCUUUGCCUACAACAUGCGCAUGUUCGUGGAGCAGCGUGGGCUGGAUGGGGUGGACGUGGACUGGGAGUUCCCCAAGUGGUCCCCUGGUGGUGGGGAGAAAGCCCUCUUCGUGGACCUCUUGGACCACCUCAGCACUGCGCUCAGGUUGGUGCAGCCGAGCUACCUGCUGACGGUGGCAGUGUCUGGCAUCAAGACCAUCGUGGCGACCUCCUACGACCUGCCCGGCAUUGCCAGGAACUGUGACCUGAUCUGCCUCAUGGGGUACGACUACCACAUGUACAAGCCGUACCUGCCCUUCACCGGGCACAACGCCCCCCUCUACCCCAGCAAAGGGUCUCUCGGGUACUUCGCUACCCUGAACGUGGCGGCGAGCGUGGCGGGGCUGCUGCGGGGCGGCGUGCCGCGGCAGCAGCUGGUGGUGGGGGUGCCCACUUACGGCCGCACGUGGCGGUGGGUUUGGUACUCACGUGGGUUAUAUUGA
Hyalella azteca is the source of this 1234-nucleotide messenger RNA. RefSeq names its product chitotriosidase-1. The transcript is spliced from 8 exons. Gene Ontology annotation, biological process: chitin catabolic process; carbohydrate metabolic process. The record is from RefSeq and is a predicted model, not a curated record. Gene Ontology annotation, cellular component: extracellular region. Lineage: Eukaryota; Metazoa; Arthropoda; Malacostraca; Amphipoda; Hyalellidae. Gene Ontology annotation, molecular function: chitinase activity; chitin binding. Bases 281 to 1234 code for a protein of 317 amino acids.